AGGCACCGAGAUGUAAACAUGGCGCAAGCAUCGUCCCCCGAAUCUCCCAGCAAAUUGGAAUUCGAGGAUGAUUUUAUGCAUUAUUAUGUCGUCGAUGGGGUCCGUCUGCCGCCAUUCUGCAGGGGGAAGAUUCAAGAUAUUAUAGAAUUUCCCGUAAGGCCGGAUGAUGUGUGGAUUUUGUCAUAUCCCCGUGCCGGAGUGUGGGUCCAAGACCUGAUCUAUCUCCUGCUCCAAGGAGGCAACCUCCAGGAAACCAGUAUCAGCUUGGAGACCGUGGAAGAUGCCAUCCCGUUCCUAGAAGGACCUAGUCCUGGACUAGAGACGAUCAAAGAUCUACCGUCACCACGUUAUAUCAAAUCACAUCUCCCAUUCCAACUACUUCCACAAGGAGUACAGGAGAAACAGUGCAAGGUGAUAUACAUAGCUAGAAACCCUAAGGAUGUGAUGUGUUCAUUCUAUGACUUCCAUCGUACUGUUCGUAUGGUGCAUUACAAGGGAACUUUCAACCAAUUCUUCUACAGAUUCAUCAACAACAAAUUGGGAUAUGGCUCCUACUUUGAUCACGUUCUGACAUUCUGGAAGAAUAGACAUCAUGAGAAUGUUCUCUUCUUGAAGUAUGAAGAUGUCAAAAAGGAUUUUCCAGCAGCGGUGAUUCAGGUUGCUAAUUUCCUUGACAAACCUCUCGGUGAAAGAGCGAUCAAAGCUAUAAACAACUAUUGGGAUGAUGAACCACUUUAUAACAGAAAAGAGGAUCGGGUUGGUUUUUGGCGAUACUACUUCACGGUUCACAUGAACGAUAAGAUGAACAAACUCUUACCGGACAAACUCAAGGAUGCAGACAUGGAGUUUGACUACACGAUAUAACAAGAGCGCCCCCUAUCAUCAACGUGUCACCACCGUACAAAAUCAAACUAAGGCUGCGUUUAUGCGACCUCAAGCCAGAAUCAUGAUUUGAAUCAUGAUUCAAAACACAAACAUGAAUCACAAUAUCACAGAAUCAGCGUUUAGACGACCUUCAUUCCAAUGCUGUUUCUCCUCAGAUUCGGGCCAAUCCAGUGCGCAUCACUAGUGCGCAGUUUGACAGAGGAAGUUUUUCGCACGUGUUUCGGCUCUCGAAAAAUCUUUUGCUUCCAGAAUUCAGUUUAUACCACAUUUUGUUUACUUCUAUCAUAUAGGGUCCAUAUGCUUCUAUUCAUCUUGUUAGUUUAUCCAAAAUGGUGUUCGGAAGUGAAUUUCAGCGUAGAUCCAAUUUAAUAUUGAUACUGUAUACUCAACAACAACUGAGAUCAUUGUCUGUCCAGUUAAUUCAUUUACUAGAACUUGAAGUUGAAGACAUGACCAAAAAUUGAAAAGUAGUGGACGAUGCAAUGACCAACACAGAACUUGAACAUGACAAGAAAUGCAUGCAUAGUACAUAAUCAUGUACAUACAAUGAGCAUAUAGAGCGCCUUGAGCUUGGCAAGAGUCAAACCGAAAGUAGCCCGACACAACAGUGAGGUCAUAGAAUCAUGAUUGUAAUCACGAUAUCGUUUAUUCGAACAUUUUCGUACGUGAUUCUGCAGAAACGUCUUUCCAAACGCCCCUUUUUUCGUGUUUCAUGUUUGUGAUUCUAAUCAUGAUUAUAUUCAAUUUCGACUAAACGCAAUCGUGAUUCUGCAGAAUCAUGAUUUGAAUCAUGAUUCAAAUCAUGAUUCUAGGGUAAAAAAGUGUCGGAUAAACGCACCCUAAAUCAGCCAGAGCAAAUUUUGAGAUUUUUAAAAACUCAAUUUGAUAAACCAGAUCCUAUGCUUCAAACCUGGUAUCUAAUACUGUGAUCACAAAUGCCUUUACAAACAUUGUAUGAACGAUUUUUAUACAUAGCAAUAAAUGGUAUGAAAUCAUUUGUACCGUUCUCGUAAAGGUAUUUGUGACCAUAGCACUACUUGUCAAAAAUGAUUAUAUAUAACUUACACUGUGUCAGGGUCCAAUUUCAUAAAGACUCGUUAUAAAAACAAAUGCGAGAUUUCUAUAACAAAUUUAUUAUCAACCAAUCAGUGUGAAGGAUUUCAGUAGCUUAUAUAUUAUUGUCAAUUUGUUAUUUUAACAAGUUUUAUGAAACGGACCCCUUAUCUAGUGCAACAGUACAAGUAGGAGAGAAAACAGCCAGGGACCUGUUUUCAUAAAACUAUCAACUUUGAUAAUAUGGUAUUGAACUACCAUGCAAUCCAUGAUUGUCAUAGGUUACUGAGCCGUUACCAUGGUAAUUGCCAUAAUGGCAAAGUUACAAAUUAUGGUUCUAAAUCUACAUGAAACCGGCCCUGAAAAAUAAAAAAAAUAAAUGUUAAAAAAAAAGCCAAUAAUUUUGCGGGGUCAUUACUUCUAAAAACUCUCAAAUGAUAUACACAUUUAUGCUUUCAAGUCAAAGAUGUCAGAAUAUUAAGUUUAUUCCUCAUAGCUAGUAUUAUUAUGCAAUUCAUGCUUUCAAGUCAUAAGAUUUAAGAAUAUUUUUUUUUCUUGUAUAUAAUUUAGCCCUUAUAGCUAUUAUUACUGUAAUAUAUACUUUCAAGUCCAAAGAUUUCAGAAUAUUUAUUUCUUAUAUUUAUAUGGUUUAGUCCUUGUGAAUAUUAUUGUAAUUUAUACUUUCAAAUCCAAAGAUUUCAGAAUAUUUAUUUCUUAUAUCCUUAUGUCUUCUUAAUGUAAUUCAUGCAGUCCCCCCAAAAAAAUGAAAAUACAAAUUUCCUUAUACAUGAAUAUCAAAUGAAAUAGAAAUAUUGUUUUCUUAUUGUUUGUUAAAGAACUGGUAUGUGUUAAACAAAGACUUCUUUAUAUACUGAUGCUAAUAUUUAUUGAUUAAAACAUCCCAAUGUUUCCUUGGAUGAGUAAUUGUGUAUCAGAUGCGACGAAAUUAUGUGAAAAUUGUGAAAAUGUUAAAUUGAAAAAAAUAAAAUAAAUGAUCCAUGUGAAAAAAACAAUA
Lytechinus pictus (painted urchin) is the source of this 2953-nucleotide messenger RNA. RefSeq names its product sulfotransferase 4A1-like. Gene Ontology annotation, cellular component: cytoplasm. The coding region runs from base 19 to 864 and encodes 281 amino acids. Gene Ontology annotation, biological process: sulfation. The transcript is spliced from 7 exons. The record is from RefSeq and is a predicted model, not a curated record. Gene Ontology annotation, molecular function: sulfotransferase activity. Lineage: Eukaryota; Metazoa; Echinodermata; Echinoidea; Temnopleuroida; Toxopneustidae.